Messenger RNA from Talaromyces proteolyticus, 1145 nucleotides. RefSeq lists its product as uncharacterized. Bases 135 to 1007 code for a protein of 290 amino acids. Lineage: Eukaryota; Fungi; Ascomycota; Eurotiomycetes; Eurotiales; Trichocomaceae. The record is from RefSeq and is a predicted model, not a curated record. The transcript has 4 exons.
CAGCAACGUUCGUGGCUGUGCACCCCAAUUUGCAGCAAUGCUAAGCAUCGAAAGCUACUGUCUGAUUGAGCCACGGCAGAUCAUACAGCGGUACUGAGCUUCAAUCUCAUUUCUUAGCAGCACAAUACAGAACCAUGCGUGCUGUAUCUACAGCGACAGUCAUCGCUGUCGAAUGGACAGUGCUUGGCUUUUGUCUCGCUUUGAUACUGGCACGCCUCUACCUUCAGUUGCUCCUGCAGCGGAAACGGCUGUUUCUAAGCGACUAUUUCAUAUGCCUUGCGUGGCUAAGCGGAAUAUGGGGAGCAGCUCUCGACAUCGAGCUAAAAAAACUAGGGUGGUUGAAUCCAUCAACUACUUGGCUCAAGUUCGAAUCCAUCGCAAACAGACGUCAUCUAACGCAAAAGCUACUAUUUAUUUCAUGGUUUCCUCUCCUAACGACACUUUAUCUAAACAAAAUGGCCCUCCUUAGCCUUUUCUUCCAUCUUUUCCCAUCCGUUUUCCGGACGAUAUACUAUUCUUUGUGGAUAGUUACAAUCUAUUCCGGGCUAUCUUAUUUUGCAUCUAUCUUAUUCGUGUCCCUAGCUUGUCUCCUAAGCAAGACACAGGAGCCUAAUUUUCCUUUCUGCAACGCUCACUCUUACUUUACCUUUUGGGUUGCCACCUGGGUGCUUCACUUCUCUUCGGAUGUAUUCGUUUUCGUCUUGCCCUUUCUUAUACUGCGCAACCUCCGGCUCAACUGGAAGAAAAGAAUUGGGCUUUGCAUUACGUUUGGAUUCGGUCUAUUAAGCAUAACCGCCUGCCUUCUGCGCUUUUUAAUUGUUUUAUUGACAUAUCCAAACGUGUCAGCCACAACCACCGAGCUUUUAUGUGCUAUUGAUUCUUAUGUUGGCAUCGUGGUUGCAUGUCUUCCAUCCCUCCGACCAUAUCUUAACCUGAAGCAUGUCACUUCACAACACCCCCGUCCUAGCGCCGACUCGCGGAAAUGGCAUUUCCUUGGUACAUCUUGAAGAUUAAAUUGUUGACUUACUAUAUACUUGAGGUCUCUUGUCGGAAAGAGAUAAGGUGAUAUUAUAGCUCAAUUUCUUGGGCUUAAUGUGUUCAUAUAUUUGAUUCUUUUAAGCUUAGUCAAUGUAUGUAUAUACUGA